This is a messenger RNA of Papaver somniferum (opium poppy), 579 nucleotides long. Its product is annotated as alpha carbonic anhydrase 8-like. The record is from RefSeq and is a predicted model, not a curated record. Bases 1 to 579 code for a protein of 192 amino acids. Lineage: Eukaryota; Viridiplantae; Streptophyta; Magnoliopsida; Ranunculales; Papaveraceae. The transcript has a single exon.
AUGAAGUAUUUGGUUGUGUUUGCAUCUCUUGUUUUGGUUCUGCACGAAGUCCAUGUUCUCUCCAUGGCUGCUUGUCCAGCAUCAGAUGAUGAACCUUGUCCAGCGCCAGUACCUGAUCCACCCACGCCUGCACCUUCCCCGGGGCCAAAGCCUAAGCCGGGGCCUAAGCCUAAGCCAGGGCCUAAGCCUAAGCCGGGGCCUAAGCCUAAGCCUUCCCCUUCUCCUACACCUAUUCCUCCCCCUACUCCUACUGGUCCCUGUCCUACACCUGAUUCCCCCCCUACUCCUGGCCCCACACCUUCACCUACACCAGCCCCUACACCAGCUCCUGCACCUUCCCCUACCCCUGCGCCCGGCCCGCCUUGCAAUGACCCUAUCGAAUUUUAUCCUUGCGUUGAAUUGUGGAUCCAUCCGACCAUUGCCGGGGCUGCUGUCUGUUGCCAGGCGAUACACAAACAUCAGGAUUGCCUUUGCGAAUUUUUGGCGAAUCCUAAAGUGAAACCGUUUGUAUUACCUCAUACUGGAGCGAUCUUAGGAUGGUUAUGUCAUUUUAAGUUUCCAAAGUGCGAAUGCCAUUAA